Molecule: messenger RNA, 591 nt
Organism: Hydatigera taeniaeformis
Lineage: Eukaryota; Metazoa; Platyhelminthes; Cestoda; Cyclophyllidea; Taeniidae
Source: the annotation of a GenBank genome assembly
AUGCCGAAGAAUAAGGGGAAGGGUGGCAAAAAUCGUCGACGGGGAAAGAAUGAAAAUGAGGGUCAGAAACGGGCCUUAAUAUAUCGUGAAGAGGGGCAGCAAUAUGCCAAAGUUGAACGGCUUCUUGGCAACGGACGUCUUGAGGCCUAUUGCUUCGAUGGAGUAAAGAGGUUGUGCCAUAUUAGGGGUAAAAUGCGCAAAAAGGUGUGGAUUAACAGUGGCGACAUUAUUCUUGUCAGUCUCCGAGAUUAUCAAGAUCAGAAAGCAGAUGUCAUUCUCAAGUAUCUGAAUGAUGAAGCUCGGACACUUAAAUCCAUCGGUAAGAUUCCCGAUACAGUCCAUCUAGACGAGAAUGACGAUAUCGAAUUCGAUGCUAAUGCUGCGAUGCCGGAUGAUGAUUCGGCCGGAAGGAACUCCAAUUCAGGCAUGCCUCCUUCGUCAUCGGAGGAGGAAUCUUCAGAAGAUGAGGAUGAUGAUGAAGAGGAGGAGGGUAACGAAGGUGCCCCUUUUGGUUCCCACGUCCACUACAAGGGCGAAUUCGUCGGCAACACCAAUCGGUGGGAUAACAAGAAGUCCCGCAAAAAGAACUAG